CUGCUGCCUCCGGCAUCGUGAUCUGGGAGCCCAGACUUGGGAGAGACCUUCAUAAAUGCCCCCUCUGUGCCCAGCCCAGGUGGGGACUUUCCCCCGUGGCUGGAAUUAGCCCCCCACACCAGCCCAGAGCCGGAGCCUCCAGGUGAUGGGGAGAGAACUGGGGGAAAGUGCUGGGGACAGGCAGGAAAGUGACUUUUCGGGGACCAGUUGGCAAGUUUGUACCCGAGGGGAAGGGGCUCCCCGUGUGUCUGCGGGUCCCAGAGCAGCUGCCCUCAGGGACACAGCCAGGCUCUCACUGGAGAGCGAACGCCCCUGGGAACGGGACAGUCACCAGUUAUCCCAGGCGGAGAGGAGAGGGAAGGGUGACGCUGAAACGGGGAGCAGGAACAAGGAGGAGAGAGAGGUUCCCAGCUCCCAAACCUGCCCAGAUCCAGCCGCUGCGUCACCCCCAUGGGGCAGAUUGAGUGUCCUUGGAACAAGAGCCCCCUGGACCGGUAGCCAGGACCCGGGCAGUGUGAGUGCCACUGAAAAUCAGCUCGUGUGCUGCCUUCGGCACGUGUGCCACAGGUUGUCUACCCCUGACAGGCUGAAGAAUCACAUCCACAUUUCGCUCCAGAUCGUCCCGUCUUCCAGGAGACGGGGAAGAGAAACGGCUGUGGUGUAGCCCGCUCAGAUACCAGUGACCUUCGAGGAGGUGGCUGUGCAUUUCACCAGCGAAGAGGGGGCUCUGCUGGACCCCACUCCAAGAGCCCGCUACAGGGACACCAUGCAGGAGAAUAAUGAGACUGUGACCUUGCUGGGAACCCCUUGACCCGUUUACACCCGCGUGAAGUUGUUGGGAGAGGAGAAUCAGAGCACUGGCCUCUAGGUGUGUUAGCAGGAAAUACACCGACACAGAGAGAUUCUGAUCCCCCAGCCGGAUGUCAGCUCAAGGCCCCUGUCCUCACACCGAACCGUCUGCCCCACGGUAGCUCAGGCUCAUUGAAUCAGUGGGGCCAUUGGCAGCAGGAUGAGGAAUGACGCUCAGCUGCCGGAAAUGGAGAGCGACUGGUGGAAGAGGCUGUGGUCGUAUACGAAGGCGAACGUGACUCUGGAUCCAGACACGGGCCAUCCCAUCCUCAUCGUGUCUGAGGAUGGGAAAAGUGUGAGACGAGCAGACACGUUGCAGGACUUGCCUGACAUGCCGGAGAGAUUCGACACAAGUCACUGUGUGCUGGGCUCUGAGGGGUUCACCUCGGGGCGACAUUACUGGGAGGUGGAGGUGGGGAAUGGGAAGUACUGGGCUGUGGGGGUGGCCAGAGAGUCUGUGAGGAGGAAGGGACGGAUCAGCCCUCGCCCUGAGGAGGGGAUCUGGGCUAUGGGGAUACACGGGUGUAAGGGACAGUGUAAUGUGUACCAUGGUUUCUCCACCCCUGGCGUCCGUUUGAUCUCGAGUGAGACCAUACAGAGGAUAGGGGUUUCCCUAUAUUACGAAGCGGGGGAGGUGGCAUUUUUGGAUGCUGAUUGGAAGUCUCUGUUGUUCUCCCUCCCUCCGGCCUCUUUCCAUGGGGAGAGGAUCCUCCCUUACUUCUGGGUGCAAGGAUCCCUGCUCAGACUGUGUUCUUGAGACAAGGGGGUGGGGAGACAGAGAGUGUCUCCCUGGGAAUGAGAAAACGGGUUUCUCUAGCCUCCGACAUCCCAACCCCCGUGGCCCCGGAGGGCUCCCAUCUCUCCAAGCCCCUGGACCUCUCCUCUCCCUGAAGGAGCAAUGCUCAGCAUGCCCAUAAGGACCCAGCUGGGACCUGGCCAGAGAAUCUCAUCACAGUGGGUGUCCCCUGGCCCGUUUCCCACUGCGCUCGGUGCCUCUGGAGGCUGCCCAGGCUUGGAACCAGCACCCCAGUCGGUCCAGCACCGCCCAGGAGCGGCCACACCUGGCACGGGGCCCCCCUUAAAUCUUUGGGCCACGGAGCCCCUGGCUGGGUGACUUCUGUGGGGGAGGAGUUUGGGGGUUGGAGGCAGAGUUUUGUAAGGGGCUGUCAGAGGGGCAGCUGCUGGGUUUCAGUGAUGGGAUUUUCCGAUGCACCCAAGUCCCCUUGUAAUUCCCUGCGUGGGGUCCCUCCCUGCGGCUCUGUUGGAAAUCCCAGCUGGGCAGUGUGAGCUCUUCUCCGCGUUCAGAGCAAGCUGGAUAAAGAUCACGCCGUACGACAUCCUUGGGUUUUAUGUCAUUGGUGGCUGGCUUGUUAACCUCCCACUUGCUCACCGAACCCUUCUUGCCGUGGGGCUGGAUGGCCACGGUUUAGCUGAUGCCUUUUCAGUGGCAACGGGUCCUUGUGCCUGGCUACUAACCACCCCACGGCAUCUCCAGGGGAAGGAGGGGGCCUGGUUCUUAGUCACACAGACGCCUCUGCCACCAGUCAGGCAGUGCAAAAAGUCCUUUACUGCAUUACUGUGUGUGUCACUGUAGUGUGUAGGAGUCCCAGUUACGGACCGGGACCCGUUGUGCUAGGAGCUGCACAAAUGCAGCAAGAAAAGAUGUCCCUGCACCUGGCAGCUUCCAGUGCAAGCCAAGUGCCCAGAGCUGGAGACAGACCAACAGAGGGGGAAGGGGACAUUUCUCACACCACAAACCCCCUCUCCCAAUAUCUAUAACACACCCCAGCAUCAAACACUCUGCCACCACCUCCGUGCUCCUGGAUGCUCUGCUGUGCUCCUGGCUAGGCUUGGCUAAUGGCAAGUUUGUUUGGUUUUUAUAGACUAUUUUGACAGAGAAGAGCAACAUUCAUUUUUAA
Molecule: messenger RNA, 2768 nt
Organism: Gopherus flavomarginatus (Mexican gopher tortoise)
Lineage: Eukaryota; Metazoa; Chordata; Testudines; Testudinidae
Product: thaicobrin-like
Exons: 6
Coding region: 1010-1606 (198 amino acids)
Molecular function (GO): protein binding
Source: RefSeq, a predicted model, not a curated record